UCCGCUUCCGGACGCUCUCUGAACAAGCAGGCAAAAAGAUGGCGGACCUGGGCAUAAGCGGGCCAGGGACACAUCUAUGUACCAGUGUCCCACAGAAAGCCACCGUUUUUACCAGGAUUUUUCUCCUUUUUGUCGUACUUUUGACCGAGCUCGGUGGCGCCACCACCCACUGGGUUGUGACAGAAGAUGGAAAAAUUCAACAGCAAGUGGAUUCCCCACUCAACCUGAAACACCCGCAUGACCUUGUGAUCUUCAUGCGACAGGAGCACCGGGUAAACUACCUCAAAGAGCUGGAGAAGCAGCUGGUGGCGCAGAAGAUCCACAUCGAGGAGAACGAGGACCGGGACACGGGCCUGGAGCAGCGGCACUACAAAGAGGACCCGGACUGCGUGACGGCCAAGGUGCCCCUGGGAGACCUGGACCUGUACGACGGCACCUACAUCUCGCUGGAGAGCAAGGACCUCAGGCCGGAAGACUACUUGGAUUCCAUGUCUCCCCUUCCUCCCGACCUGGAAGAGCCAGACUGCAGCCGGAUCUACGAGCUUCCGUACAGCAUCCACGCCUUCCAGCACCUGCGAGGUGUGCAGGAGAGGGUGAACCUGACCUCCCCUCUGCUGUCGAGCGAGGACCCCAUCUUCAGCUCCCUGUCCCACAAGCUGGGGCGCAGCGUGGAGGAGGCCGGCCACCGGAUUCACGAGGGCCUGGUUCGGAACUCCUCCUCCUGGGUGCUGUAUGACCUGGGCUCCUUCUACUGGCGUAUGAAGAACCAGCCCAAGAAGGCUGUGGACUGCGCCGUUCGAGCGCUGCAUUUCUCCCCCAGGCAGCAUAAGGAUGUGGCGCUGGUCAAUAUGGCGAACGUUCUGCACCGCGCCCACUUCUCUGCCGAUGCGGCCGUCCUGGCGCAUGCCGCCCUGGAUCUGACCUCUGACCUCCUCACCAGCCACUACACCCUGGGCAACAUUUACGCUAUGCUGGGCGAGUAUAACCACUCGGUGCUGUGCUACGAGCAGGCGCUGCAGGCCCGGCCCGGGUUCGAGCAGGCCCUGCGGAGGAAGCACGCCGUGCUGUGCCAGCAGAAACUGGAGCAGCGACUGGAGGCCCAGCAUCGGUCCCUGCAGCGCACGCUGAGCGAGCUGAAGGAGUACCAGAGGCAGCACGAUCACUACCUCCGCCAGCAGGAGGCGCUGGACAAGCACAAGCUCAUCCAGGAGGAGCAGAUCCUGCGCAACAUCAUCCACGAGACGCAGAUGGCCAAGGAGGCGCAGCUGGGGAACCACCAGAUGUGUCGUCUCGGACAGCAGCAGCAGCACAGCCUGUUCUGUCCGUUCGAUCUUCCAGUGCGUUAUCACCGUGGCGACCAGUUUGAGAGUGUACACUACAUCCAGUUUGGAGAGGAGGUGUCCGUGGCCACCAGUGUGCCUCUGAGCUCAGAGAUGAGUGUCAAUGACACACGCAGCCCCCAGCCCUUUGCCUCUGUUUCCGGGGGCGACGACCCCGGUGCAUUCUGGGGCAGCAACCCAGCACCCACGGCGGAGUGGCAGGCUCUGCUGUGGCCCAGGAGGACAGACUGCGCCCAGAUGUUCCCCUCCGUGCCUCCUCCCCACCUCCUGCCCACCUUCUAUCUCCCGCCCGAGGGGCGUGGCUUCGGGCUCCAGAGCGCUCUGUAUGAAGACGCCUCCCCGCCCCUGACUGCGGCCCCCCCGGACUGCGGCCCCGACCCCCAGCCCCUCCCUGCACGGCUGCCCGACGCUGUGGGCCGAGCUCUGGAGGGGGAGGGGCUUCGUGACGCGUACGCGGCUCAUUUGCUGAGGUCUCGCAGUGGGGGUCUGAAUCUGGAGCAGACAGGAGCUCUUAUCACUCGGGCCCUGAAGAAGUCUAGCGCCCCCCGGUGGCUGGUGCAGAACGAGGCGGGUCUGUUUUGGCGGGCGAAAGGGAAUGGGACGCGCGCCCUGUCCUGCCUGCGUCACGCUCUGCGCUCCGCCCCGCCCCAGCACCGCGACCUCCCAUUGGUCAAUGCUGCCAACCUGCUGCUGAGUCACGGGCUGGGCGAGGAGGCGGGGCUUCUGCUCCAGGAGGCUCUGGCUGCCAACGCCUCAGAGCCCCUGACGGUGCUGAGCGGUGUGAGUGUGGAGCUGUCCCGGGGGAGGGUGAGGGAGGCGCUGGGGGCGUUUCGGCGGGCCCUGUCCAUGAGGGCGGAGUGUGGGCAGUGCCGCAUCAGCCUGCCUCUCCUGCGCUGUCUGCAGUUCUACCCGCUGCUCUACAACCUGUCCCACCUGCACUACUGCCCACAGGGCUCGCCGUGUUUUGGGGAGGAGGACGUGGACCUCCAGCAGGAGGAGGCUGAGCCCCAGGACCCCCCCGCUGCCAUCCAGCCCCUGGCCCUGCCCCCUGUGGAGGACCCCCUCCUGUUCCAGACGGUGGUGCUGGACAGUAAUGGGUCUGAGGAGGCGGAGACCGGCGGCGAGGAGACUCGAGGAAGAGGAGGAGGGGAGAGGGAGGAAGAGUGGCAGCUGAAGGAGGAGCUGAUGGGGGCGUUCGAGGGGGCCCUGGACGCGGGGGGCAGGAGGGGGGACCUGCGGGGCAUCCGCGUGCUGAAGAACGACGGGCCCACGGCCGGCCGGGGCGGCGGUCCCUGUUUCGGGAACUGUGAGGAUGACGAGGGGGCUGAGUGGAUCACCUUCCAGGUGAAGCGGGUGCGGAAGCCGAAGGUGGAGUGGUUUCACGGAGGUGCAGGUGAGGACGACGGCCAGCAGGGGGAGCAGUCCUCAGGGCAGUCCGUUCUGGAGAUCAGCGGCCCCACCAUCCCCUCCCCCGGACCCUCAGGCCGCUGGCGGGACUACGCGAGUUUGGGCUGGCCGGGGCCGGAGGAGUGCCAGCGGACCCGCAGGCUGGAGCCCAGCACCGUGGCCAGCACCUGGCUCGCUGUGUCCGCCAAGAACAUCGACAUCACGGAGCACAUCGACUUUGCCACGCCCCUGCAGGAACCCACGGUAGAACCCGUUUGCAGCGCCAACCUGCCCGCCAGCAUGCACACGCUGGACCACCUGGGCGGCGUGUCCAACCGAGCCGGCAUCCACUACACCGGGGAGAGCCAGCUCCGAGAGGUGCUGCAGAACCUGGGCAAAGACAAGUUCCCCCCCCAGUCCUUUGAGCAGGUGGGCACACGCAUCGCCAAGGUGCUGGAGAAGAACCAGACGUCCUGGGUGCUGUCCAGCAUGGCUGCUCUCUACUGGAGGGUCAAAGGUCAGGGCAAGAGGGCCAUUGACUGUCUGCGGCAGGCUCUCAACCACGCCCCGCACCACAUGAAGGACGUCCCGCUCAUCAGCCUGGCGAACAUCUUCCAGAACGCGCGGCUGUGGGAGGACGCGCUCACGGUGGCCCGCAUGGCCGUGGAGAUCGCCCCGCAGUUCGUCGUCAACCACUUCACCCUCGCCAACGUCUACAUCGCCAUGGAGGAGUUUGAGAAGGCCAUGCUAUGGUACGAGAACACGCUGAAGCUGCAGCCGGAAUUCGCCCCGGCCAAGGACCGCCUCCGUGCCAUUCAGUGCUUCCUGCUGACCAAGAAGGAGCGGCGCGCCCCAUAGGUCGGGCCAGGAGGGGGGGCGGGGCCAAGAGGGAGACAAACACACAUCAUGCGCACACACACAGAUGCACACACACACACACACACACACACAGAUGCACACACACACACACACUCUUGCACAACGCGCCAUUCGCGUGAUCGAAAACGGGCAUCGUCCGUUUGCAAUCGGGAGUCCGGCGGGUAUUGCGCCUUUUCCGACCUUUGGCAGGGAUUCGGGUUUUGCCAAAGUGUCUUUGGGUUAACCCCGCCCCCCCCCUUACCCGAACUGAAAUUGAGUCUUAUUUUAUUCCUUUGUGUUCUUGUUCCAUUAAGCAAUAACAAGUUUUUGAGGGAACUGGGCGAGUGAAUAGGAGGGCCACUGAAAUGAAACUGAACUCCCGUCUCUGCAACCAUCGGUCCGUUAUGGGGAAGUGUCAGCAGUGACCCUUGACCCUUAACAACAGCGGGUUCAGUCAGCAACCUCACAGUGAUCCCUCAGCCCAGCUCAGUCUACAAGACUAGCUGUCAGAAAAAAAAAGAAAAGAAAAAUGGUGUGUUUUUCAGACCAAAGUCCGCACAAGGAGAAACCCCUUUCUGGGGAUUUGGGGGCGGGGGGCAGGGGGGAGGGGGGGUACAAAGUUGGAGGGACAAAUUUUCAAAAGACAAUCCACGGUAUUUCACCUGAUCCUUUAAAUUUAAUGCUUGAAUUACAUGCGAUAAUUUGUGAAUCGUUUUUGGAAACACUAGAAUCGUUUUUGGAAACACUACCAGUGCGCCAUGGUGCCAGAAAGGUCUACGGUUUGAUGAGAGAGGACCGGUUUAGUCACACGGUUGUGUUCGUUCAUGGUUCUUUACACUCGGUGGUGUAAUCGCUCAUUAUAACCGUUUUCAUUAUUGCUGCUCUAAACAUUAAAACAAAAACAACUGCGGAUACAUAUCGCCUCGUUUUUUGGACCAUUCCUGUCAAUGGGGACCUGUUAGGGAAAAUUCAUAAAUAAAUGAAUACAAAUGUUGUUUGAUCUCGCAGGAAGUGCUAAACUGACGCUUUUAGGUAAACCUAGGUCAGGUUUGUUCUUUAUGGAACCUGCUGUGUGUGUUAAAAUGUCCGCUGCACGGCAGUGGAACCGUGUUUUAAACGUGCGGCACACGCCUCUCAUCCCUGUAGCACUACGGCGUAUGGCCAGGAGAGGAGCAGCGGGUGAACUGUCUCGCCUGCUGUGGAGCAGUUUGAGCCGGUCCUGGUUUUACCUCCUGCUGUGGAGCAGUUUGAGCCGGUCCUGGUUUUACCCCCUGCUGUGGAGCGGUUUGAGCCGGUCCUGGUUUUACCCCCUGCUGUGGAGCAGUUUGAGCCGGUCCUGGUUUUACCUCCUGCUGUGGAGCAGUUUGAGCCGGUCCUGGUUUUACCUCCUGCUGUGGAGCAGUUUGAGCCGGUCCUGGUUUUACCUCCUGCUGUGGAGCAGUUUGAGCCGGUCCUGGUUUUACCACAUGCAGAUUAGAGGCCUGGAUGGAGUCAUCCUACCGGUGCUGCUCAUCUGUCAGCUAGUGGAUCGUGAGAAGGGGCAAAAAGAUUCCACCCCAAAACACAGAAGCAUUAAGAUACACGCUCCUCUGACGUUUGUGCCAGUGGAGUUAGACGUUAGCUGCAGUGCACAUGCUGAACGCACCGGAGCGUUUGGGCUCCUUUGGGUUGUGUCUGCCAUUGGGCUCCUCCUCGACAGGAAGCCGCACGCCCCUGGCAGGAAGUGCCCGUCCCACCCUGUGUGCCGUGUUGACGGCUGAGCAGAGGGGCCUCUCCUGUGCCACGUGGGGGCCUGGUUUGGGUGUUCCAUCUGCGCCCACAUCCAAGUCCUUCACCUCUGAUGGGAGACUUUUCGGGUCUGGGAGAUGUAAACGUGUAAAAAUGACGCCCCUGAUCUCAGCGUCCUCCAGACCACCUGGGAACAGUCCCCCUGGAGACUGACCUGGAGAAAUCGCCCCCUGCCCCAUCCCCUGCUGGCUGCCUGGGGUGUGGUUACGAAUAAUCCCCCCCGGCCCCUAAACGGGGAGCUCCACAGACUCCCACAGGGUGUGGCCGAACCCUAAAAAAACCUCCCUUCUAGAGUGGGGCAGGCCAUUUCAUCCCUGGUGGAAGAGCAUUUUCUGACCAUCUUGCGUAUUUUGGGAAAUAUCUGUUCUAUUUCACUCCACCGAGUCAGCGGGAUACGGGGGGUUUGUGGCAGGGGCGGGCGUGGUGACGUCGGGGGCGGGGGCAGAAUUUUGGGUUGGCCGUCGGGAGGACCAGGGACCCCUGUGAACGGGACGGGACCUCCUCUCCUGUUUCAGAGGCCGCAGAGCUGAGAGGCGGGGCCUGUACACGCACACACGCGACCGGGUCGUCUGCGCGGUACUGACGCACGCGGGCGGUACUGACACACGCGGGCGGCGCUGUUGGACCCGGGACUCUCUCCCAUCGACUGACACCUGCUCUUAUUACACUGCGAGGGUGGGAGGGGCUCAACUGUUCAAUUUAAAUAAAAACUUAUGUUUGGACUGAAA
Messenger RNA from Conger conger (European conger), 6100 nucleotides. RefSeq names its product tetratricopeptide repeat domain 17 (gene ttc17). The coding region runs from base 39 to 3584 and encodes 1181 amino acids. Gene Ontology annotation, molecular function: protein binding. Gene Ontology annotation, cellular component: actin cytoskeleton; cytoplasm. Lineage: Eukaryota; Metazoa; Chordata; Actinopteri; Anguilliformes; Congridae. The transcript is spliced from 25 exons. Gene Ontology annotation, biological process: actin filament polymerization; cilium organization. The record is from RefSeq and is a predicted model, not a curated record.